UUUAAGGGUUAUGUAGAGAGGGGCGAAGAAUGCACCAAGCUGCGCCGCGGCGCCUGCUCGUCAGGAGCGCAGAUCUCUUCUUCUCCAGGCGCUACUGUGCUUCUCCUGCCGCUGGCGCUCUAGAAUCCAAAUCGCUCGACGAGAAUGGAUCAAAGCUCGAGCUGGAGCCGUCCAAGGUCUUACAUUUUCGCAAUCUCACGCCAUACAUAAGACGGGGUGAGCUUGAGAAACUGGUUCGUCCUUUUGGAAGCGUGACGAGUUACCGAUUGACGACAAGGACUCAGGCGCUCUUGGAGAUGAAAAAUGUGAAGCAGGCUAAGAAGGUCGUUGAUCACUUUUCCUCGGAAAAGGCACGCGUGAAGAAAGCAGAAAUCUAUGUUGGAUUCUCACGGUUUCAAGAGCUAGAAAAGGAUGUGUCCCGUCUAGCUGAUCCGAAACAAGGCCCGAGCAGCAAAGUCCUUGCAGUGACUGUUACCAAUCCAAUUUAUCCUAUCGACGUGUAUGUGCUGCACAGGGUGUUCAGCCCCCAUGGCAGCGUUGAGAAGAUAACCAUAUCCCGCAAGCUUGGUAUUUGCGGGUACAUACAAUUCGAUUCCGUAAAAACUGCUGCUCACGUCAAAGAUCUUCUCAAUGAUCGUCACAUUUUCGAUGGUUGCUGUAAGAUGGAAAUACAAUAUGCCAAGUCCCAGGAACUUGGAGUGUAUUUCAAUGAUGACAACAACAGGGACUUCAAGGACACUUCCAUUCCUUCAAGAGUACGGAGCGAUCCAUCGAUUCUGGGUGCUCCGCCCGUUGAAAGUGUACCGGCACUAACUGCAGAGGACGCGGCCGCUGGAGCACCAGCCGUUGUUCCCACGCCUUUCAUCGGCCGGCGGAAGCGGGUUGUGCGCGUGUCCAACUUGAACGUCGAGAAAGUUGAUGAGGACAAGCUCUUCAAUCUCUUUUCUCCAUAUGGAAAGAUAAGAAAGGUGCAGGUGAUAAAAGUCACCGGUCAGGGCCUGAUAGAGAUGAGCGACGCGUUUCAAGCGGAACUGGCGUCGGCCUGUCUCAAGGGUGCGCGGGUUUUCGAGAAAGAACUGGACACUGUGGUUGUAGACAAGGAGCUUAAUCUCAACCAGAGCCGGGACUACACAGACGCGCACGACAACAUUUUCUUUCCCAGCUUUGUGAGAAACUGUCGCGGUCCCUCGCCAACAAUUUACGUGUGGGGACUCCCUUCAGGUGUCACCGAUGCAGAGCUCAUCACUCACUUUUCCCCGCAUGGCGAGAUAGCUGCCACUGAGGUGUUUGCAUCCGAGGAAGGGAAGCCGCGAGCACGAGUUCGAUUUGCUACCAAAGAACAAGCAACCGAAGCUGUCGCUUGCAAGCAGUACAGCGUUGUCAAUGGCUCCACGAUCCGGCUCGCUUUUGCGAUCAAUGGGAAACCAAAGAAAACGUCUAGCAGUAACGCAGCGGAGGCUGGAGACUAGCCGAAAGAGAAAGAGAUGUCAACGUUUCUCUCUUGCCUUCGACAGAGAAGCUGCGAAUUGGAACUUUCUACGAUUAUGCAUCACUGUGAUGUCCAUUUUUGACUUCGCGCAGAUUAAAAGGUGUAUGUUUCGGCGCACAGCCAUCUGAGAGUUUGCCAUGGAGGGACAAUCAUCAAAGUAUCUGAUGGCUUGGCUUUUGAUAGUAACAA
Molecule: messenger RNA, 1678 nt
Organism: Selaginella moellendorffii
Lineage: Eukaryota; Viridiplantae; Streptophyta; Lycopodiopsida; Selaginellales; Selaginellaceae
Product: polypyrimidine tract-binding protein homolog 3
Exons: 11
Coding region: 30-1469 (479 amino acids)
Biological process (GO): regulation of RNA splicing
Cellular component (GO): nucleus
Molecular function (GO): mRNA binding
Source: RefSeq, a predicted model, not a curated record